Microsporum canis CBS 113480 is the source of this 1245-nucleotide messenger RNA. Its product is annotated as A-agglutinin anchorage subunit. Bases 1 to 1245 code for a protein of 414 amino acids. NCBI's taxonomy places the organism in Eukaryota, Fungi, Ascomycota, Eurotiomycetes, Onygenales, Arthrodermataceae. The record is from RefSeq and is a predicted model, not a curated record. The transcript has 7 exons.
AUGAGGUGCAAUCUGAUAGAAAUCACAGUUUCAAUGCCAACAAGAGACAAUGCUCAAGUCUACAUCAAACACGCCGCCUGUCGUCGAAACAAUCUACCAAAAAGCCGAGUUUGGACUUUCUUGCCUCAAAAUGAGCUAAACAACACUAGUCCCAAAAGAGUCACACUGGCGCUAGCUCAGAAGAGGAAGUAUCUCAAUGCUACUUUAGCUUACCGCUUUGGAGUAGGCGAAGGACUGAUGGGGGGCACCAUGGAAUCACCCGCACGAUGGAGUAGGGCUCUGCCCCUCUAUAUCUUACAACCGGAAGACUCCAGUAGUGGUUGGAGAAAGCCGGUGGCUGGGAUUCCCAACCACCGCAUUUCUUCACGGACCCUCAGAAUUCCCCAUCCACACAAAAAGAGAAAUGAAAUGAUACCUGGGCUCCUCAUAACGGUGUCCGGCAAGCUGUUUAAGGAAAACCGGCUGAAUAUAAAUAUACAUCUUCCCAUAUCAGCUUUCUCCGAAGUUUCACCUACCACCCGAUUAAGGACCUCUGUAAAAAUGCUACUCAGGUUCAAUAAUGUCUUGCUGUCGACUGCACUCUUCGCCCACCUGUCGAGUUCUCUUCCCUUGAUAUCACACCUGCCCCGGGCAGUGCCUUAUUCUGUUAUUCAGGUCGAUGGAGGGCCUGAGACGCCGACGACGGAUGUGCAUGCCACAGUCACCGUUGAUAAACCUGGGCCUACGCUGCCACCAGUUACCCAUACGGCAACGAUCACCAAGACGAUACAGCCCCCCGUGUCGACAACUACAACUACAACUCUCGCCCUUGCCAACAAUAUCGAAACCCACAAUAACGAGCUCGCCGGCAUCAAGCACGUCGACGUCUACGCCAAAAACAUCCAUUUCAAGCGCAUCAAGUUCAAGCACACCAACCUCAAUGCCUACCACCUCAUCACAUCAGGCCACUACAACAACCUCGGCCUCUACGAGCAGUCCAACAACUACAACCCACACCACAUCUACAAGGCAUACAUCCACCCCAACCCGAUUUCCUACUGCACCUACAAUGACACUUCCGCCAGUGUCCUCUCAUAUGUCUCUUCCAACAGACUCAGUCAUCAGCCCAACACUGUCUACAUCUAUGACGUUUUACAUGCCGUUGCUCACCCCCCGUGUUGGCCCGUGAACUUCCAGCUUCACCUCGAAAGAUUGAGAGGUCAAUUUAGGAGCUUAGUGCCGGCGAUGAUUGUACAGUGGUAUUAG